AAAAAACAAGGAAGAGAUGUGAACAAGGAAGUGAUCCAGGACCUUCAGAGGCAUGAGAUUCCUCCAGUAAAGCGCUUUUCUGCGGAUUGUGUGCGUCUCUUCUGAAGCGUGGUUGAACCGUAAUGGCUCCGAGCUUCCCGACGGUCGGUGCGGAGAGCCGGGAGGAGACCCACCGGACUUAAAGGGACGGACGGACGGGAGAGGAGCUGCUGUUUUGACAGCUGGGAUUAUCCUCCACUCUGUCUGCCUCAGAGAGACAAUCCGAACCGAACUGAGGUAAAAACUUCAAGCAGAGGAAUCCUCUUCAUGCUGAGGGGAACCUGAGGGGCUGACGGUAAAGAAAAGGUUCCCACCAUGGCUUCAGCCCGGCUGAAGUACCUCUCCCUGGGCGUGCUGGUAUUCCAGACCACCUCGCUGGUGCUCACGAUGCGGUACUCCCGGACCCUCCAGGCCGAGGGCCCGCGGUACCUGGCGUCCUCGGCUGUGGUGGUGGCUGAGGUCAUGAAGAUCCUCGCCUGUGUGCUGCUCGUUUUCAAGGAGCACAGUUACAGCAUGCGAGCUCUGAACAGCAUCCUGCGUCAGGAAAUCCUCCAUAAACCCGUGGAGACGCUGAAGCUGGCCAUCCCCUCGGGGAUCUACACGCUGCAGAACAACCUGCUGUACGUCGCCCUGUCCAACCUGGACGCCGCCACAUAUCAGGUGACGUACCAGCUGAAGAUCCUGACCACGGCCCUGUUCUCUGUUUCCAUGCUUGGCCGCAGGCUGGGGGUCUACCAGUGGCUCUCCUUGCUGAUCCUGAUGGCCGGAGUGGCUCUUGUGCAGUGGCCCUCCGAGUCUGCGGCGGCCCCAGAGAAGGAGGCCCGCUCCGCAGGCUCCCAGUUCGUCGGGGUCACGGCGGUCCUGGUGGCGUGCUGCUCCAGCGGCUUUGCCGGCGUCUACUUUGAGAAGAUCCUGAAGGAGAGCAAACAGAGCGUGUGGGUCCGCAACAUCCAGCUCGGAAUGUUCGGUCUUGUGUUUGGCCUCUUUGGCAUGCUAGCAUACGACGGGGAGCGGGUGAGAGAGUCUGGAAUGUUUCAGGGAUACAACACAAUCACCUGGACAGUCGUAGCCCUGCAGGCGCUGGGUGGUCUGGUCAUAGCAGCGGUCAUCAAGUAUGCGGACAACAUCCUAAAAGGUUUUGCUACGUCACUCUCCAUCAUCCUGUCCACUCUUAUAUCCUACUUCCUGCUACAGGACUUUGACCCCUCAAGUGUGUUCUUCCUCGGGGCAGUUUUGGUCAUCACUGCCACUUUCCUGUACGGCUACGAAGGCAAGCCGCCCGCCAACCCCAGCAGGGCAUAAGCUGACUCUGCGGUGGCUUCAGGAGGUCCAGUUGGAGCCUCAAGACGGCGGGGAGGAGAAAGGACAGACAAAAGCGCUAAGGGGACAGAAAAAAAGACGGAUGAAGGGGGAGGGGGAAGGUCUUCAUCACAUAUUGUGAGCAGAGGACAGAAAUGCAAGCAUAACACUGUGGUUGGUCUCACACCGAAAGUGCCUCACUUCUGAAGGAGAAGCGAUUUUAGGGGGGG
This is a messenger RNA of Xiphophorus hellerii (green swordtail), 1568 nucleotides long. RefSeq names its product solute carrier family 35 member A3a (gene slc35a3a). Gene Ontology annotation, molecular function: pyrimidine nucleotide-sugar transmembrane transporter activity. Gene Ontology annotation, biological process: pyrimidine nucleotide-sugar transmembrane transport. The coding region runs from base 355 to 1341 and encodes 328 amino acids. The record is from RefSeq and is a predicted model, not a curated record. NCBI's taxonomy places the organism in Eukaryota, Metazoa, Chordata, Actinopteri, Cyprinodontiformes, Poeciliidae. Gene Ontology annotation, cellular component: Golgi membrane. The transcript is spliced from 8 exons.